Messenger RNA from Teleopsis dalmanni, 5308 nucleotides. Its product is annotated as flocculation protein FLO11. NCBI's taxonomy places the organism in Eukaryota, Metazoa, Arthropoda, Insecta, Diptera, Diopsidae. The record is from RefSeq and is a predicted model, not a curated record. The transcript is spliced from 5 exons. The coding region runs from base 56 to 4981 and encodes 1641 amino acids.
CAGAUUUCGAAAAAAUCUCUGUAAGCGGCUCAACUGGUAAAUUUAUGGCCUCACAAUGAAUCAACGACAGCUUAAUAUUUUUGCCGCAAUUGGGCUUCUUCUACUUUCAACUCUGUAUUCAAUUGAUGCAGCAGAAAAAUGGUCUCGUCAAUUGGAAGCAACUGGUCCCGGUGAUGCAAGCUCAUUCGAUUGGGUACCAGUUACACAACCAGCUUUAGCACCCACCGCUGAGUCCGCAGAUGCCAAUUUGAAGGAUCGGUCUGCAAAUGCUCGUGUAUUGACUUAUUCUCAAUCGUUUCCACCGAAUCCACGUUUCGGAGAAUUACAAAAGCAUCAUAACAGUCCGUUGUCGCAACAGCAUCCUUUUGAUUAUCCUUAUCAGUUCCAACGAUUUAGUAAUGCACCACAAGCAUUGCCUCUACGACAAUCAGCACCGAUAGCUGCUCCAUUGAAAGGUAGUCCACUUAAAUCUCAGGAACCUACAUCACAGUCAUUUUUCAGUUUCGAAAUGCCAUAUCAUGGAGACAACAAUCGUCCUACUGGUAGCUCGCCUACUCUACAAACCGGCUACCAAAUUCAGCACACUUUUGGCGGUGGCGCACAUGCUACGCUCUUUAGUUCGCCGCUCUACAAUCAGCAACCAGUAUUUCCAUCGGAAUUUCAUCCCACACAACAAAAGCCCUUACAACAACAAUUACAACAGAAGCCACUGCAUCAACAGAAUUAUAUAGAAGAUACUUUACCAAUCAAAAAUCUCUUUAAAGAAUCGAAACCAUUAGCAACACAGCCGCCCUUGCAAAGUGUUGCACCACAAGUUUUUCCGUCUAACCCUGCACAGGAACCAGGUUUCGAUAUAAACACUCCUUCCACUUUCCAAUUGCAGUCGCAAUACCAACAAACAGCACCAGCUUCGGGUCAUGGUGCUGCUCCUGCAGCAGCUGCUGCACCACAGCAACAAGAAGUACAGCUGUUAUAUGUGCCUUAUGACACUCUCUAUAAUCAGCAGCAAGGACAAAAUAAUCAACCUCAGAAUCAAGGACUUCCAGUAAACAAAUACAAUGUUAACCCGGGUCUGCCAGCAGUAAAUCCAUACCAAAUAAAUCAAUUUUAUACUCCUGAACCUCUCACCCAACAAGGACCCAAUUAUUAUGGCACGAGUACAACUAGUCGUCCACUGACCACGUCGUCAAGGCCCGCUAAUAUUUUCGAAAACUUUUUAAGUCCACAAUACACAACACCAAAGCCAAAGCCGAAAGCUCAUCAACCUCCACUUGCCAUGUUUUUAGCGAAAAAUUCUGUCCGUACAACGCAGUCUGAUGUUGUGUCCAUGCUACGUAAUGCAAAUACCAUUGCUGUAAUUGAUGCACCAGCAAAACAAAUACCUGAAAUAUUUGUUGGACCAGCUGGUAUGCCUACGCCCGAGGGCUUUGUUAAAUUUGAUUUACCCUAUUUAUCGCAACUGAAUCAAAAGCGAGAUCUACGUGAUGUACCAUUCUUUGUUGCUCCCCUAAGCUACCGCACGCCAAAUGGUUUCAACAAAAUCCUGCUACCGGAGCCACAUGUUGGGUCUAUUGUUGUUAAUAGAGCAAGGGAAAAUAUAGCACAGGAACUUACUCCACAAUUCCCACAAGCACAACCUCAAAUUUCCCAACCUCAACAUGCUGGUCUAGUAUACAAUUUGCCAAACCAAAAUGAGAUUGGACAAUAUCAAACCACAACCCAACGACUACGUCCGAAUGGACAACGUAUAAAAACAGUUUCGCCAAUUAAGGACAAUUUUGCCAAUGUUUUACCCAGUCUAAACAGUGAAAACCAAUAUGAAAUAACUACGCAGCGUUCUACUUUACCACCUUCUCGAGGAAAUAAGUUUUCAUACUUCGCUAAUCAAGAUGUAAUACAAGAAGUGACAUCACCAAAAAUAACAAAACAGGAACGUCAUAAAAAGAAGCGACCACAAAAUGUUCAAAUUGUUCAACCUGCAUUCACACAAACAAUCACGAAUCCCUACGCUCAAUUCCAGCCUGCACCGAACCAGAUAAUAAAUGACGAAUAUUUCAAGUCUCAGUCCUAUAAGCCAUCCUCGACCACAUCUACUAGUACAACGUCCACAACAACAACAACUACAUCUACGACCGAAGCAUCUCCAACGUUAUUCAAUUAUAACACCAGUCCACAGGUUGAAUUCCAAAGCGCCAUUGGACAAUUAUAUCAUGACGUCAACUCACCGCCAAACGUUGAGCAAUAUGUGCCACGAUUCACGACAAGACCACCACCAGUGACAACAGCUGAAGAAGAGUAUCGCAUGAAGCAAUAUUUCCGACAACAAGAUGCAUUCCGUAAUCGCCCGAAAAUUGUCAAUCCAACAACUUCACCAUUGGAGCAAGUUCAAUAUGAACAAACUUUCGAUCCCACCACAACACAGAAAUCAAUUCCUUCUAAGCAUCGUGUUACUGUUUACACACCAACAACUACUCAAUCUUCCUCGGUAGAUGAUACAUUAAAUACAUUGCCACCACAAAAAAUAAACGAUGUUCAGAGCGGAGUGGAAAAAGAAAUACCUUUAAAUCAUCGUCCAUCGUACAUACAAAAUGAAGUAAGUGAAGGACCCGUAGAGUUCGAUCCAAAUCCUUAUCAGCUGCCCUCCGAGUUGCCACCACUUACACCAAACUUACCAGGACUUGUUAAUAAUCUUCAGGAAAAAAAUAAACAAAUUCCAGUUGAACAAAUUGUUACAACAACACCUGACUAUGAAGCAGAACAACCCACACGCCCCUCCCGUCGUCCGCUUAACCGUGUACGCAAGCCCGUUAUUUCAAAAGUUACAUCAUCAGUUUCAUAUUCUGAGUCAGAAUAUUCAACAAGACGUCCAUCAUUACGCACCAGACGUCCAUACGGCUCUCGAGGUUCCGCAUCUUCAACAACACCAGCAUCUGUAGAUAAUGAACCCACUUCAACUACAACUCGCCGUCCAUCAGCAGCUCGUAAUCCCUUAAUACGUAAUCCAAACCGUGUACGUUAUCAACCUACACCGGAAGAACGUCAAACUUUGCGACUAAAACCAAAGAAACACCACAGUAGUUCCAAGAAGACAGCAGGCAAGGAAAACAAUGAGGAUCUUGAAUAUCAACGAGAUGUACUCAACCAGAAUUAUCCAGUUUUCCGUCCAGCCACUUCCCGUAAAACAAGUAGUCCGACAGCGAUACCAACAACUUAUAUCAACCCAACAACAGAGUCGUCCGCUUCAGAGUCACAGCAAGUAUAUACAGUAACACCAAGUAACAAUAUUGAGAGUGAACAAGGAUUCCCAGCAGGAUUGUUAGAACCAAUGCAAAUAGCACAGCAAUAUAAUCAAUUUUCAAAGGAUAAUUAUGGUCCAGGCUAUUUCCCAAAUCAAGAAGAUCUUAACCCCACUGAACCUGCAUAUAGAAAUGAAAUUAGUCCAGUUUAUACUACAGUACAAACUACUACACCGACUACAACUACCACAACGACAGAAGAGCCUAUAACGACCACCACAAGACGUUCGCCUUUCAUACGCAGAAAUUAUCCCCGACUACGUACCACAACAGAAUCGCCAGCAACAACAACACAAGCCCCUGAAGAGAAACCAUCGAUAAGACCACGAUUGCCACCAAGAAAAGUCGUCAAAGUACGAACACGUACACGUCGUCCUUUGCAUCCUGCAUCCUCUACCGUAAAUCCUGAAGAAGAAGUUGAACAAGAACCCAAAAAUGCUUACCGUAAAGUAAACCGAUACAACCAAGAUUUGUAUGACAGCGAUACUGCAAAACGUCGCUAUAAAAACCAAUUUCAUUUGGAUGGCCAAGAAUCUCAAUGGUCGCCAUCUGUGAAAAUUGCGAGUAGCAGCAACUUUAAACCAGUAAAUCCAAAAUCACGGGAUCAAUAUGAACACAAAUUUGAGAAUGAACCGGAAAUCGUAACAGCCGAUUCAGUAUCUGCCGAAAAGGAACCAGAUGUAUACGAGGUCAAAGUCUCUGCUGAUCUUGGCUCACAAUCAACUGGCUCUAAAGCAUCAAUUAAGGCACCAAAUUUGAAGCCAGAAAAAUCGUUCGCUGAACUUCUUGAAGAAGUGAUGGGAAAGGCUCCCGAGGAAUCACCACUUGACGAAGAUACAAGCAAUAAAUCGAUUGAUAAUAGCUCAUUUUUCGAAUCUCAGAAAACGACAGUUGGCAAUCGACUAAAUAGACGAGGAAAAUGGAAGAAAAUUAAAAUUCCAUCUUCCCAAAACAAUGAAAGCUUUGAAACAGCGGAGUCUCAAAAUCUAGGUUCUCAACUAUUGAAUUCGUUAUACGUGGGUGACAAAGAAAAGGUAGCACCUGAUUUUAACAGUGAAACGACAACUGCAAUUACGCCCACCACAGAAAUCUUAAGUACAUCAACUCUCACAACAACAACACCAAAGCCACAAGCAACUGCACAUGAAUACGAAGUAACGACAGCAAAGCAAAACGAACUCACAACCACUGCAAGCACAUUUACAAUGGAUGAAUUUGCUUUUGAUGAUCUGAGAACUACAACGCCUAUACCACUAGAAACAACAACGAUAGACAGUGCGACGCGUAGAGUAGAUGAAGAAGACUUAACUAGUGCAGACGAUUUAGAGUCACAACCUAGUCUAUUCUCUGAAGUGCGAAAACAGUUGCAUGAUUUGUUCGCUAUCGAAGAAAAUGAAGACCAAGCGGCGACAGCGGCUCUAGCUGCAGUGGGUAAACGUCGGCAAGAGUACACAAGCAUAAAGAGGACAAAGCCGGAAUCUACAACCACAACGCCAACAGAAGAAAGUCCGUCUACCACGUUGGGUACUGCUGUUGAAGAUAAAAAAGAAUUUCACAAAGAUUUAAUGGAGCACGCAGUUUACGCAACUUCCACUUCUACACAAGUUACAUCCGAAACAGAAAUCUGCUAUAGAGGGCGAUGCAUACGUUCAGAGGAUUUGCCAAAAAAUCACAAAUUAAAUUAAGAACCAAUUAGGUGUAGACGUAGAUAUCAAAACUCAAUGCGGACAAAUCAUUUAAUGAUUUUUUUUUGUAGUACGGAAAAGAGAUUGUGAUAAAAUACACUGAGAAUUUUUUUACAAAAUUAAUUUUUGCAAUAAGCCCGAACUCUUUUCUCAAAACCAACCGCUUUUCCGGUUUUUCCCUACUUAACCUCAAUGUACUGAUUUGAGUCAUGGCUUUACUUCCUACAAGUAAAUACUUUCUAGCUUUGUAUUUAACCAAUUUUUCUGAAUUGUUUGUACUAAAGUAGCUUUAAAAUAAACUUAUAUAUUAACUAGUUUAAAUUUCGA